Messenger RNA from Syzygium oleosum, 1712 nucleotides. Its product is annotated as CAX-interacting protein 4-like. Lineage: Eukaryota; Viridiplantae; Streptophyta; Magnoliopsida; Myrtales; Myrtaceae. The coding region runs from base 501 to 1517 and encodes 338 amino acids. The transcript has a single exon. Gene Ontology annotation, molecular function: zinc ion binding; nucleic acid binding. The record is from RefSeq and is a predicted model, not a curated record.
GUUCGUCCGGCAAUUCCUCUUCAUCAACCGAAUCGCCUCUGUAUCCAUCCAAACUCAUCGAGUCGCGACCACAGAGGUAAAGCAAGCAUCUCUAGACGUCGCAGUGAUGUCUCGUCCGGUUCCCUUCUUCCUUUUUUAUCCUGGGAUUUAGUUUAAAUUUUAGGAUCCGAUGCAUGUAUAGUAAAGCAUUCGCAUUGUUCAUGUUUCCUAGUCUUUAUGAGCAGCGUUCGUUGUCUGUGUCGGUGUGAUUUUAAGGUCGGGCGGGUGUUGGAUGGCGACGCGGCUAUGUAUGUACCGACUCGUUUUAAGGUGGCUUGAUUGCGGAGUCUGCAAGUUGGGGUUUUCUUGAAUUCGGGGUUGAAAUCUCGGCUGGGGUAUGAUUUGGUAGUUCCGAAAGCCCACGUGUCAGUUUGGUCAUUGCGAUUGCUGAGAAAUCGGAGACGGGUGUUUAUGAUUUGUCCGGUUUGGUUGUCGGAUACAGGGCUUCGUAGGCUUUGAAGAUGCCGGCCACCGCAGGAAGGGUUCGCAUGCCCGCGAACAAUAGGGUUCACAGCAGUGCAGCCCUUCAAACCCAUGGCAUAUGGCAGAGCGCGAUCGGGUAUGAUCCCUAUGCCCCCAACAAGGAUGAUGCAAAGAGCUCCACUCCCAACGAGGGGGCUAAUUCAGAGCGUGAGGCCGAGAACUCGUACACGAGCUUCCAAGAUCUGCUUGCUCUUGCCCGUUUUACUGGGUCGAAUGCCGACGAGGCCCGCGGCGCAUGCAAGAAGUGUGGCCGUGUUGGCCACCUGACAUUUCAGUGUAGAAACUUCCUGAAUACGAAUGAUGAUAAUAAGGAAAAGGACACGGAGGCAGUGCAGGUUGCGGUUGCAUCUUUUCCUGGGUUGGAUAAGCUGAAGGGGAGUGGUAACAAGGCGAAUGGUAACACUGAAGCGGGAAGUGAGGAGGAUAGCAAAGAGGAAGAAGACGAAAGUGAGACUUCGGAUUCUGAUGUUGGCGUGGAGAUUGAGAGGGUAAUUGCCAAGCGUGAGGGGAAGAAGCCAAUCACUAAGGGUAGCACAGAAAGUUCAUCAAAGAAGAAGACGAGAAGGGGGGAUGGUUCAGAAGAUGAUGACUCGGUUAGUGAUAUGGGGGAGAGAAAUAAGAGAGGGAGGUCGAAGAAGAGAAAGAGUGGAAGGAGAAGAAGCAGUCUCUCUGAGGAUAAGGAUGAAGUUAGAAGAAAGAGAAGGAAGGGGAGGAUGAGGAAGAGGGACAAGUCAUCAGAUGAGGAGGAGCAUCGACGAAGGCAUAGGAAUAGUAAGACGGAUGAAAGGAGGAGAAAGAGUCAUAGAUAUACAGAUGAUUCCAGCUCAGAUGAAUCAGGUGAUUAUGACAGGAGGCACAGGCAAAAGAGCUGGAGGGCAGCUGCGUCUUCUGAUUACCAAGCAAGUAGCUCAGAUGACUCACGUGUUGGGAGGGAAAGGAAGCGAUCUGCCAAGAGUAGCAGAAGACACCGUCAUAAAGAGGAUGACUCUAGCUAAGAUAUAUAGGUAAGUGACUUGUACGCGGCUAUUUUGUCAAAAUAAUUGGGAGUGGGAACGUGCCACGCAGCCACGCCUGAUCUUAAGUGGAAGACUUCUAUGUUGUGGAAUGUCUUUCUAUACGAGAAUGUAAUCGAAGUGUCAACUAAAGAUUAGAUAUUUCUCUAUGUGAAUGAGAAAUGAUGUGGUUAUUUU